AGGGGAGGGGGAGCAGCUGCUACCUAGUUCAUUUCCAGUCCAGCUUCUUGCGCACACAUACACACACACACACUCACUGUUGUUUGGUGGUGGUGGGGCACAUCAACCGGACAACAAAGAGACGCACAGGGGGGCUCACUGCAGCCAGGAUAGGAUCACACGUUACCACCAUCCAGUGUCAGCGACCAGCCCACUGAACUCUUUUUCUUCAUAUAUGUUGGGAAAUCAAUCAGUCACACUGGAGGUGACCGUCACAGAAGCGUUAAUUACGCACGUAGACAGUACAGCCGUACUUGUGAGCCUCGCCAGAGAAAUGGAAAUGGAGCAUUUCGACGAGCGGGACAAAGGUCACAGGCACGGCCGGUCCAGUGCGAAAUUGAACGGGGUGCCGAGCCCCACGCACAGCGCCCACUGCAGCCUGUACCGGACCCGGACCCUGAAGACUCUUACCACGGAGAGGAGAGCCAAGAAGGUCCGAUUCUACCGCAACGGAGACCGGUACUUCAACGGGAUAGUUUACGCCAUCUCCGCAGACCGGUUCCGGACCUUUGACGCCCUGCUGGCGGACAUGACCCGCUCCCUGUCAGACAACGUCAACCUGCCGCAGGGCGUCCGCACCAUCUACACCCUGGAUGGUUGCAAGAAGAUCUCCAAUAUUGAGCAGCUGGUAGAAGGUGAAAGCUAUGUGUGCAGCUCCAUCGAAGCUUACAAAAAGUUGGAUUACACAAAAAACGUGAACCCCAACUGGUCGGUGAAUGUCAAGGCCUCGGCUGCAUCCUCCCGCGGGCCCCCCUCCCUGGGCAGCGCCAAGGCUGGGGCUCCAGAGAGUCGUGAAACCAAGGACUUCAUACGUCCGAAGCUAGUGUCCGUAGUCCGGAGCGGAGUGAAGCCCCGCAAAACUGUGAGGAUCCUGCUGAACAAGAAGACGGCCCAUUCCUACGAACAAGUCCUGACCGAUAUUACUGAUGCCAUCAAGCUCGACUCCGGCGUGGUGAAGAAGAUCUACACGCUGGAGGGAAAACUGGUGACGUGUUUGCAAGACUUCUUUGGCGAUGAGGACGUUUUUGUUGCCUGUGGACCAGAGAAGUAUCGCUACCAAGAGGACUUGAUGUUGGAUGAAAGUGAGUGUCGUGUGAUGAAGACUGUGACCUAUGGGAAGAUGUCUGCCACUCUGAACCGAGGCUCCCCCAAGCUCGCCGUCCAAACACAGCGCAGCAAGUCCCCUGCAUCCCUGAACGGGACGCCGGCCAGUCAGCUGUCCACUCCUCAUUCGGGAAAAUCUCCCAGCCCCUCCCCGCCCAGCCCGGGCAGCCUCAACCAACGCAUGGGGUCCCAGGGUUCUUCCAGCUCUCUGUCUUCCACUAAAGUGUCCAGCUCGGUAGAAGACGGUGAUGGACCUGUGACUGACGCUGAGGUUUUAGUCGACGAGGUUCCAGCUGUGCCGUCCUACAUAUCGGACCGCUACAAGGUGGGACGCACGUUAGGAGAUGGGAACUUUGCAGUGGUCCGGGAAUGUGUGGAGCACACUACAGGACGGGAGUACGCUCUGAAGAUCAUCAACAAGGGCAAAUGCAGAGGAAAGGAGCACAUGAUCCAGAAUGAGGUGGCCAUCCUGCGCAGGGUCAAACAUCCAAACGUCGUCCUGCUCAUAGAGGAGGUGGACACUUACAGCGAGCUCUAUCUGGUCAUGGAGCUGGUCAAGGGGGGGGAUCUGUUCGAUGCCAUCACCUCUGCCAAUAGGUACACAGAGAGAGACGCCAGCGGCAUGCUCUACAAUCUGGCCAACGCCAUCAAAUACCUCCACAGCCUCAACAUUGUGCACAGAGACAUCAAACCCGAGAACCUGCUGGUGUAUGAGCAUGGAGACGGCAGCAAAAGCCUGAAACUGGGAGACUUUGGUUUGGCGACUGUGUUGGACGGACCUCUCUACACUGUUUGCGGGACCCCGACAUAUGUAGCACCAGAAAUCAUCGCAGAAACAGGGUAUGGCCUUAAGGUGGACAUCUGGGCAGCUGGAGUCAUCACCUACAUCCUGCUGUGUGGUUUCCCCCCCUUCAGAGGGAGCAGUGACGAUCAGGAAGUGCUUUUCGAUCAGAUCCUAAUGGGACAGCUAGAAUUUCCUCUGCCGUACUGGGACAACGUGUCAGAGACAGCAAUGGAGCUGAUUCGAUCCAUGCUGGAGGUGGAGGUGGAUCAGAGAUACACUGCCCUCCAGGUGCUCGAGCACCCUUGGGUCACUGAUGAGGGUCUUUGUGAGAACGAUCAUCAGUUGUCAGUAGCAGGGAAGAUAAAAAAGCACUUCAACACUAAUCCCAAGAGCAACGACACGACUGCAGGAGUGUCCGUCAUUUCUCUGGAUGACAGCUUUUCUAUGCAGAGAUCUGGGUCGUUGGAUUUCUACCAGCACCCGGCCAUGUACUGGAUAAGGCCACCCCUCUUGAUAAGGAGGGGCCGAUUCUCCGACGAGGACGCCACCAGGAUGUGAAGCUCAUGUCUUUGCAGAUGAUACCGACGGUGACAACAGUAAGAAACAUCAACAACGAAAUCUCUACGGGCGGAUCCUCCCAGUUGCCUCCCAGGCCGGCCCAUGGCCCCUCCCUCUCUGACCCCUGACCCUUCCCCGAGCCCCAGCCUCCCUUCUGACUCUGAUGACAUCUCCAUCAGCUCAGCCAGCACCGCCUGCUCGCCCUUCUAGAGAGGAUGAGGAAGAGGAGGGGAGGAAGAGGAAGAGGAAGAAGCGAGAAGUACAAAUCCUCGUCCAGCUCCUCCCUCUAUAUGGAGGAGGAGGAAGAGGAGACGUCAGCUUUCUCUUAUCUAAGGCUGGGGGUGAACAAGGGAAAACUGUGGAGGGAUAAAAAACAACAACAAAUUAGAGAACAACUUUUUGCUCACCUGAAUCCAUCUUUCCAAACCUUGAGGAGAGAUUGAUCAAAGGGUGGAAAGAUAUGGUAGUUUGGGAGAAAGACUUAAGAGGCAACCAGAAACAGGAGGAAGAUGGAAAGAAAUGAAAAACUUGUAUUUAUUUAUUUGUAACGUUCUCUCAUCCGAGCACAUGUUGCAGAGCUGGAGGAGCGAGAAAGGGCGUUGACCUUUCAGUGAUGAUCUGGCCUCGACAUGGAAACUUCAUCAUGGUGGAGCUGCUCGACAAGGCAAUAUGAGAAUAUGGACCAAUGUUCAUGUUUUAUUGAACCUUAUUUAUUCAUUCUUUAUUCACUGCAUUUUUAUAUGUAUUUCCCUUUUUCAUAAAGGAUACCUUUUUGUUGACUAGGGGAAACGAAAAUGAUAGGAAAGUGUUAGAAGUAGAGCUCAGAAAUGCUGAAAUAGACUAAUGUUGGAAUAUGAGAGCUACACUGUGUAGAGGAAGGAGUUUUUUUCUUACAAAUGUGUUAAAUAUAGUGUUCGUAGAAAAAGAUAAAUGACUGAUUGUGUUCAGUGCUAUAACUCUGUGCUCCACACAGUAUUGGCGUUGCCUUCCUGUAAUGUUGGAUUGCAGUAUUACAGUUUACAUUUUACACAGACUGCUAUUAAGAAAAUAAUGGUGCAUUUGAUCCCUUCUUGUAAUUUUGUUAACUGCUUUGUUCAUGAUAUAUUGAUACACACAAUUCAGCAGCAUUCUGGUGCUUGUGUAGCAAACUCAAUUUUUUUUCACAAAUUCACAAUCAUUCUGAAUUGAUAUCAUAUUAAUCUUGGUAUGUUGUCAUUUUCAUGUACACAUAUAAAGCCUUGUUUACAUUUUUUCUCUAACAAAGGCAUAUUUCAUCCACAUUUUCCAGCAGUAAUGAAAGGUAUAAUUGUUUCAGCCUAUGUGUACCACUUGAAUGGGUUUGGAGGAGUGUUUUGUGGUAAAUGUAUACAAUUAGCCGUUUAUGAGGGUUGCCUAUUUGCACAAAGUACUGCAGUCAAGGUGCAGUCAAACAGAGAGAGACGGUUUGGAUGUCUGAGAACCAGCAAUUCUGGAAAGCAGUAAAGUUAAAGGAUGGUGGAGGAAUGAUUCAGCUCUGUAAAACCUCAUUCAUGGCUUCAUUUAUUUAGAUGAAAGCAUGACAGACAUAGUAGCCUAUUCUUAUAAAAAGAAUUCAGUUUCGUGAUGAAAUAUUGUUUAUAGGUUAUGUAAAUAACACAAUUUCAUUUAUUUUGAUAGUUCACAAUACAGUAUAUUUCUUUACUAGCAGUAAGUCUAUCAAAAAAACUAAAAAACAUUCAUGUGUCAGCAAAGAAAAAAACAAACAAAGCAGAGAUCAUGAUGAUGAAAUGACACAGUACAGUUGAGUUAAAAAAGACCAUUUCAACUUGAAGUUGUAGCGCCUGGAUGGAUCUACGCAGACACAUCUAGAGAGGACAGCCAUCUUUGCUUCCUGUCAGACACUGGGAAUGAUGUCACUUCCUUUGCAAAAGCAACUGGUAAAGGAAUUUCCAGUAACUGAUGUGAGAUAACAGAAAGGAGAAGCCAGAGGGGGGAGAGAAGUUCCUUUAAACUUGUUUUUUACUUAAUUUUUUUGACUUUUUACAGCUGAUCUCAGUGCAGUCGUCACACUUGUCUGUUUCUGUGUUUAUAAUCUCAUCAUCACAUAUACAGUAAUGUGCCGGCAUAUUGACCAGAUCAGUAUGAAUUUGUUGUGCUGUUGGAAUCAAGCACAUGGGCACAUGUGGUUUACCAAAGUGCUCUCCCUGCUGCACCACAGUAUUACAACCUGUUGCAAUACCAAUACCUGUACCUCUGUUCAACAAUGGUCUACCAAUAGUAAUAGUAAUAAUUAAAAUAUGUUUCAAAAACA
Notothenia coriiceps (black rockcod) is the source of this 4775-nucleotide messenger RNA. RefSeq names its product doublecortin-like kinase 1a (gene dclk1a). Bases 215 to 2485 code for a protein of 756 amino acids. Gene Ontology annotation, molecular function: ATP binding; protein kinase activity. The record is from RefSeq and is a predicted model, not a curated record. The transcript has 17 exons. Lineage: Eukaryota; Metazoa; Chordata; Actinopteri; Perciformes; Nototheniidae. Gene Ontology annotation, biological process: protein phosphorylation; intracellular signal transduction.